AUGAAAGAAGGACAAAGGCGAGGAGUGGGAAUCGUGUUUGAGAGGAAAUCCCUGACAAAUCCGAAUGAACAAAUCGAUUUACUGCAAGAUGAGCUACGAAAUAGUAAAGAAACAAUUGGCGAACUCGAGGCUCAGGUGGCACGAUUGACGAAUGAUUUGGUGGAGGCGAAAUCGAGGCCGAGACACGGUCUUGAGGAUAUCGCUGCACUCGGCAGUCUGUUAAAGGAUAAAGAUGAUCAUAUUACGAAAAUCACCGAAGAGAAUCGAAAACUUCAACAGAGAAACGAGGCCGAAGCAAAGAAACAGCUGCUGAAAAUUGAUGAGCUGCAAAAGGAAGUGGAUCGAUACGCGUUCGUUGUGGAAGCGCUGAAUUCAGAGCUAGAGAAACGAGUCGACUAUGACCAAAUCAAACAGGAACUCAACAUCUACCGUCAAUUGGACCUUGGCGGAAAAUCGGAUGUCGACGAUUUUAUCGCCUCAUCUCUCGAGGGAACACUCAAAACUCUCGACCUUUUAGUUGGAAAGAGCAAAAUUUUUGACAAUGAUACCUCUAAAGUAACCGCCGAUUUGACACUUCAGCACCUUUCUGGAAAAACUUCAAUUGUUGAUGUGAUUGGAAAGGCAUCAAUGAAUGAAUCCCCACUGGCUGACGAUGAUCCACAAGCGAUUUUCAAUCGACUUUUUAAGUCAAUUUCAUCGAGUCCAACUAUGCCAUCAUCUCCCGGUCCACAUAUCACAUCCCAGUUUGACUUGAACAAUGACAAUGAGGAAAAAGAUACCGACAAGUUCUUGUCUCUUGCCGAUAUUCCGAAUAUUAGCAAUUACACUGGUGAGCCACCGAAACAUCCAUCGGAAAUCAAGGCAAUCGGCGAUUUGUCGAGUCUUGUCGCUGCAAAUGUUCGAAAACUUGGCACAAAAGCUCUCAAUACGGCCGAACUGGCUCGACAAUGCAAACGACUCAUGGCUGGCUAUAAUAUUGGACAAAGACUUUUCGCAAAAUAUGUCAUGAAUCAGUCGCAAGGCUCAUUGAGUGAACUGUUGUCCAAACCGCGUCCUUGGUGCAAAUUGACCGAUAAGGGAAGAGAAGCUUUUCGACGGAUUUAUGCCUGGAUUUCUGAUGUCACUGCCGUUCAACUCCUUUGUCAGAUCAGUCCUCGAAGAAUUAUGAGUGACGAGUUGCGAAUGGAACACCCGAAACCGGAGUCUCUUUGGGAGGACGAUGGUGUGAAUGAUCUCGUAUCUUCGCCAGCCCCUCCCAUCCCACAACCAAAGCCCAAACCCGAGCCAAUCAAUGAGUCACCCUCUCCGCCAAAGCCACGACCUCAGCCGAAUGGAAACGCGCAACGAGGAGCGUCGAGUCGCUGGCGGCACGAUGACAUUCCCAAGGAGAAAAUCAUGUCGAUUUUUCAAAACGAGUUGGCGAAACUUAAAGAACAGGAGAGUAACAUCGAGAAAGCGAUCAACUCUCGCUCAUGCCCUUCAACAUUGCAGAGACUUGAGGACAUUGCUUAUGGCGGCAUCACUACACAAGGACUCCCCAGCAAACACGCCUUGCAGGUUCUCAAUUCUCGAGUCAAGAAUGGCUUGCAAAUCAUCACGCAAGAACAAUUUGAAGAAUUCGGAGUGAUCAACACUGAGGAGGUGGUUCGACAGGUGAAAGAUUUCUUAAUGAUCAACACGAUCUCUCAGCGACAAUUUGGAGAGGCUGUACUUGGUCUGAGCCAGGGUUCUGUGUCUGAUCUCUUGGCUCGACCAAAGUCUUGGCAAAUGCUGACACAAAAGGGACGGGAGCCGUUUAUUAGAAUGAAAUUAUUCAUGGAUGAAGUGGCUGUGGUGGCUGCAGCUAAUCAAGAAGAAGAUGUUGAAAGAAUGGAGUUCAUGGCGAAUCACCUUUCAUCUAGAGGUUCGUCGAUUGAUCAAGGACUAGAUGAGAGAUAUUCACCGCUUAUCGCCACUGCCACAGUUGAAGCUGUUGAAGGGGAUGAUGUAGCUGUACUUUUUCUACCGGUUAUUAAAUCGGAAAUCGAUGAGGACUAUGAGGAUUUACGGCUGGCAACAGUGGCCACGACAAAGAGAAUCUCUGAAGAAGAAGAAACUGAUGCACCGCCAAAGAAAAUGCAGAGAACGGUGAUCACCGAACAUCAAAGAGAAGCACUGAAAUUCGUCUUUUCCCAUGAGCAACACCCAGCCGGUCGAACCAUUGAGAUGUUAGCUGGAAGACUGGGACUCUCGUCGAGGACUGUAUCAAAUUGGUUUCACAAUUACCGAACUCGGCAAAAGGCAUCGUUGAAAGAAGGGAAACCGCCGGUAACUCCAACGCCAAAUGUGGAUUUGUCAAAGACUUGGAAAAGGGAUCUUUCCGAGAUUUUGAAUCCGAAAGCGAAAGGCGAAAGAAAUGUUGGAGCAGAGAGUAUUCUGGGGAGUCUUCUUGAGAAAGCCGUUGAGGAAAUGAGAAGAAACGCUGAGCAGAGUGCUGGGACUGAUGAA
Molecule: messenger RNA, 2487 nt
Organism: Mesorhabditis belari
Lineage: Eukaryota; Metazoa; Nematoda; Chromadorea; Rhabditida; Rhabditidae
Source: the annotation of a GenBank genome assembly